Messenger RNA from Ambispora gerdemannii, 690 nucleotides. Lineage: Eukaryota; Fungi; Glomeromycota; Glomeromycetes; Archaeosporales; Ambisporaceae. The record is from the annotation of a GenBank genome assembly.
AUGGCACCCAUCCGAAGAUCGAUUUCCGAGAGAACAAUUAAAAGAAUGGAGGACAUAAUACGUGCCUACAAAAACCUCGCAACCCGUCAAAAAUGGUUUAACGAAGAUGGGACAAUCUUCCCGGUUUCUGCUAGGAAUCUAGAAAAGUAUAUCGAAUAUAAAGGGAGAACAAAUACAGCGAGAAGUGUAAGGUGGUGGAUGUACUUUCUCGAGAAAUACCAUAACAAUAGCGAAAUUGCCGAAUACCGAGUACAUUGGAAUACGGCGAAGCAUGAUCCUAGAAUCGAGCAAGCGUUGAAAAGGCUUAAGGUUAAAAAUCAAAUCGAGAGAAACAAAGCACCAUUAUUUGAUGUAGAGCCGUUAAAUAUUUACGCGAAUAGCACUAAAAAUCCGACGAAUAUCCCAGAGAUUGAAAACAAUAUUCCAGAAGAAAAACCACGAAUUGAAGAUUUCCGAGCACACUACGAAAGGACGCACUCGUCGCUCCUACAAAAAUACGUCGGAACUUGUCCUAUACAUCGCGAAGGAUGCUUUCAGAUCGACAAAAAUCAUCAUUUGAAAUUAAACGAAGUAAUGCUUCGUAGAUGGGCUUUUUGCCUAGCUUGUGGCGAUGAAGGAAUUACACAAGAUUCGCUGCCGGAUACGCCUCUCAUGCCAGAAUUCUGGCCAUGUUGCGCAAUAGAGAUUUAA